AUGGAAUCCACGGACAACUCGUCUCACAUUGACACCUCUGUCUGGUAUCAGCCCGACAUCGGCCGUCGAUUGAGCCCCUGUAUCGAAGAGGUCUACAGCACCUGGAGCGGGAUUAGUACCGAGGAUCUUCAGGCCCAUCUCCACCGCAUCCGCGACCAAGCAUGGCCACUAGGCGAAUACCCGUGCAUCGGUCUCUGGAUCUUCCUGCUACCUGGUCUAGCCGCCUUCCCGCAGUUCCCCUUGAUCCUGGCUCGUGCCAAGCAGCCUCAAUCGGUGAUUGUGGAUUUGGGCUGCGGGCUGGGCCAGGAACUGCGCCUGUUAGCGGCGCACGGAGCCCCAACGGACGGGAUGUGGGCUGUGGAUAUUGAGGCGGGCCUGUGGAAGUUGGGAUUCGAGCUGUUUCGUGAUGCGGACCGCAUGAAAGCGCGCUUGAUUCAGGGUGAUUUCUUGCAACUCGAGGACCAGCGGUUGGAUGCGCUCUACGGGAAGGCGGAUCUGGUCAUCGCGUCGCAGUUCCUCCACCUGUUCAGCUGGGACGGGCAGAUCGCCGCGACGAAACGGAUCGUCGCGCUGUCCAAGCCCGGGACGAUCUUCGCGGGGUACCAACAAGGACGGAAGCAGGCGCGAGAAUAUCUGCGACCCUGGGGGAUGAUGUUCUAUCACAAUCUCGAGUCCUUUAGGCGGCUGUGGGAUGUGGUGCAGCGCGAAACGGCGACGCAAUGGACGCUGGAGGCGAAAGAGGUGGAUCUACGUGAAUGGGGGAUGCAGGACGAAGACGUGCAGUGGAUGCCGGCGGAUCGCCAGGGAAUCAACUUCGUCAUUACUCGCGUAGCAUGA
This is a messenger RNA of Aspergillus clavatus NRRL 1, 837 nucleotides long. RefSeq names its product class I SAM-dependent methyltransferase. NCBI's taxonomy places the organism in Eukaryota, Fungi, Ascomycota, Eurotiomycetes, Eurotiales, Aspergillaceae. The record is from RefSeq and is a predicted model, not a curated record. The transcript has 2 exons. Bases 1 to 837 code for a protein of 278 amino acids.